This is a messenger RNA of Meleagris gallopavo (turkey), 2170 nucleotides long. The record is from RefSeq and is a predicted model, not a curated record. Lineage: Eukaryota; Metazoa; Chordata; Aves; Galliformes; Phasianidae.
GCCCCCACCCACCUCCGGCCCCACCGCAGGCCUGAAGAUGGUGAAGCUGUUCAUCGGGAACCUGCCGCGGGAGGCGACGGAGCAGGAGAUCCGCUCGCUGUUCGAGCAGUACGGCAAGGUGCUGGAGUGCGACAUCAUCAAGAACUACGGCUUCGUGCACAUCGAGGACAAGACGGCGGCCGAGGACGCCAUCCGCAACCUGCACCACCACAAGCUGCACGGCGUCUGCAUCAACGUGGAGGCCAGCAAGAACAAGAGCAAGGCCUCCACCAAGCUGCACGUGGGCAACAUCAGCCCCACCUGCACCAACCUGGAGCUGCGCGCCAAGUUCGAGGAGUACGGCCCCGUCAUCGAGUGCGACAUCGUCAAGGACUACGCCUUCGUGCACAUGGAGCGGGCGGAGGACGCGGUGGAGGCCAUCCGAGGGCUGGACAACACCGAGUUCCAAGGUGACGCCGCGUGGCACGGGGACGGGAUGGGAGAGGGAGUCGAGGUCAGGUAGGACGGCGGGCCCGGCUCCGUCCUCGGUGUGAAGCCGCGUCCUCCCGGCUCCUCGCCCCGCCGUUCCGCGUUGAAGGGCACGGAGGUGUCUCGUGGGGCGCCCACACGGCGCCCUGGGGCUGAGAGGUGGAGCUGUGGUGGAUGUGGAGCGGUGCUCGGGUGUCUCUGUCCCGAAUCUGGAGUGUUUUGGGGUCUUUGUGUCCAAAAUCUGGGGCGUUUUGGUGCUUUUGUGUCUCAAUCCGGAGUGUUUUGGUGCCCGGGUCCCCAAAUCCAAGGCGCUUCGUGUCCGAAAUCUGGGGCGUUUUGGUGCCUUUGUUCCCGAAUCCGGGGCAUUUUGUUGCCUUAUGUCCAAAAUCUAGGAUAUUUUGGUACUUUUGCCCCAAAACCAGGGCGUUUCGGUACCUGUGUCCCCAAAUCCAGGGCGUUUUGGUGUCUUUAUGUCCAAAAUCUGUGGUGUUUUGGUGCCUUCAUCUAAAAUAUAUAUUUUUAUGCUUUUGUCCCCAAAUUCAGGUCAUUUUGGUGCCUGUGUCCCCAAAUCCAAGAGCUUUGUUACCUUUACGUCCAAAUUCCUGGGCGUUUUGAUGCCUUUAUGUCUAAAAUAUGGGGCAUUUUGGUGCCUUUAUCCUAAAUAUUGGGAAUAUUUGUAGCUGUAUCUGCAGAAUCCAAGGUGUUUUGGUGCCUUUAUCCCAAAAGCAAGGCUUUCUGGUGCUGAAGUCCCCAAAUCCAGGACACUUUGGUGCCUUUGUCCCCAAACCUGGGGCGUUCUGGUGCCUUUAUCCCAAAAUGUGGUGCAUUUUCAUGCUACUAUUUCCAAAUCCAGGGCAUUUUGGUGGUUUUGUCCCAAAACCUGGGCAUUUUGCUGCCCGUGUCCCUGAAUCCGGGGGGUUUUGGUGCCUUUAUCCUAAAUUUUGGGAGCAUUAGUGCCUGCGUCUCCAUAAUCUGAGCUAUUUUGCUGUCUUUAUCCCAAACCUGGGGCGUUUCGGUGCACUUUGCGUGGUCUGUUGAGAUUUGCAAGGAAUGCUCGGCUGCCUCCAGCCCGGAUUUGGGGUGUUUUGAUGCAUUCCAGCCCAAAUUGAGAGCAUUUUGGUGCUUUUCCUUCGGUUUAGUUGAGAUUCGUGGCAGUGCCAACAAAAAUUCGGGGCACUUUGGGACCUCUGAUCCAAACGUGGGGCAAUUCGGGGCCCUUCCUCCCCACCUGCUGACAUUUGUAGCCACGCUCAGUUCCUUCCAACCCAAAUUUCGGAACAUUUUGGUGCCUCCAGUGCAAAUCUGGGGCACUUUGGGGCACCUCCAACCCAAAAUUGAGUCUCUUUGGGUCCUCCAACCCCAAUUUGGGGCACUUUGGGGGACCUCCAGCCCCAGGUUGAAGUACUUUGAGACCUCCAACCCAAAUUUGGGGCACUUUGGGUCAUUUCUCUCCGUGUGCUGAGUCCUGAAAGCGAUACGCAGCUGCCUCCAACCCCAAUUUGGGGCACUUUGGGGGACCUCCAGCCCAAAUUCGAAUAAUUCUGGUACUUCCAACCCCAGUUUGGGGCACUUAGAGACCACCAACCCCAAUUUGGGGCCCUUUGGUUCAUUUUUCCCCACAUCUUGAGAUCUGAAAGCGACGCUCAGUCGCCUCCAACCCCAAUUUGGGGCAUUUUGGUGCCAUUUCCCCCCCCCCACGCUG